This is a messenger RNA of Poecilia latipinna (sailfin molly), 691 nucleotides long. RefSeq names its product epithelial cell adhesion molecule (gene epcam). The transcript is spliced from 5 exons. Bases 60 to 392 code for a protein of 110 amino acids. The record is from RefSeq and is a predicted model, not a curated record. Gene Ontology annotation, cellular component: membrane. Lineage: Eukaryota; Metazoa; Chordata; Actinopteri; Cyprinodontiformes; Poeciliidae.
GGAUCCUCCUAAUAACUAUACUGUAUUUUCAGUAUGACCCUGAUGGUCGCUACAUUGUGAUGGAUAUAGCGAAGCCGAAAGGAGAACGUGCCACUGACCUUGGCACCAUGGCCUACUACGUGGAGAAAGAUCUGAAGGUCUCCCCUCUGUUCCAGGACCAGAGCAAGGUCCAGCUAAGCGGGGGCAGCCAGAACCUGGACCUGGAUAAGAUUGUGGUGUACUACGUAGAUGAGGAGCGUCCAACUAUCACCAUGCAGUACCUGACCGGUGGAAUCAUUGCCGUCAUCGUGGUCGUGGUGCUGGUUGUGGUCUUCGGCUUAGUGGCCCUGUUCUUUGUUAAUCGGAAACGGCAGCAGCGCUACAGCAAGACUCAGCAAAGGGAGCAAAUGUAAAGCAGCAGGAAGUCUAUGGAGAGUCAUCCUGAGAGGAAGAGUGCCAUUUUGUUUUUAGUCUUUUUUUGAGAAACUGAGAUUUGUUUCCAGAAAAGUUUUUUUUCUCUCUUAUGGUUGCCCGUUUAUUUAUAACAUGUGGAAACUCUUGGCACAACAUGUAUCUGAUCAUGACUUUUUAUUUUUUUGAAGAUGUGGUUGAUGUAAUGUUAGAAUCUGUUCAAAAGCUGGAAAUUUCUUAUCAUGGACUGUACAGUUUCUUAUGCUGUUUGACUUUUUAAUAAAACUACUUUUAAAAUGUA